Serpula lacrymans var. lacrymans S7.9 is the source of this 1290-nucleotide messenger RNA. RefSeq lists its product as uncharacterized. The record is from RefSeq and is a predicted model, not a curated record. The transcript is spliced from 4 exons. Lineage: Eukaryota; Fungi; Basidiomycota; Agaricomycetes; Boletales; Serpulaceae. Bases 1 to 1290 code for a protein of 429 amino acids.
AUGCCUCCUCCUGAAUACUGUGAACCUUCAAUGGUUACUCCCAGAAGCGAUGAUACCAUUGACUACUUGGCCAUUGCUCCACCACCCACACCCCUCUCUGUUUCCCCUCCUCCCCCCUCUGUUCCAGCUGUCCCUCGGGGUCGUAAAUCUCGUGCUGCUCAACAGGUCACUCGUGAUGUUACAGCCACUGUAUUUGAAGUGGUGAUCCACAAAAAUCAGCCGUCUAAAUGUGUGCACACAGCAAAUAGGAAGACAAAGUCAAAGAAGCAAGAACCCAAGGCCUAUGGUCCUAUUGACGUCAACAUCAUGUCACCUUGGGAUGACUUCAUUACUUUGUUGCUGAUCUCAUGUUUUAAAUGGAAGUGGCUCGUACCAAAGAACUUGCCAUGGUUGCCGCUGUUGACUAAAGAAGGAUUUUCUUCCUUGGUAAAUCAAAUCACCAUGAAGGUGGCAACGCCAAAGCCAUACAUCAUUCUUUCGAUGAACACAGCAGCAGACAGUAUUACCACUGCACCAGGGGCCCUACCUCCACGUCUUGUCCAAGCGGCUGUACAGUUAGCGGCUCCUGAAGGUGAGGAUGUGUACAAUUGGGAGGUUGAAGACAGGUCUAUCCUGAAGAAGAGUAAGCUGGAUGAUGAGAUCGAGGAAAUUGUUACAUUGCUACAGAAUAAAUACAGGCCCGGGUUAUGCAAUAAGCAUCAUACAUUAUGGUGCUUCCACCAUUGUUCCAGCAAUCUCCACUUCUACAUGAAUCAGCCCCGUUGCAUUGUCUGGGCGCAAGCCAUCAAGCAAGGAGAUGCAACACUAGAAAAAUUGCCAGUUGGUGCCAAUUUUUUCAAGGCUGAGCAUGCAAUAAAAGAUUGUCAGCCUGCCCACGUCAAACCUACAGCUACCAGGCCUACACCUGCCUCCGUUGAAGCUACAUCUACCCCAGCAAACCCUCCCAUCAGCAACACCUUCAGUUAUCCACCAAAUUUCCACUAUAACAGCCCAUUUUCACCCUAUCCAAUCAACUUUGGUAUGCUGGGCAUGGGCCUACCAAUGGGAAUAGGGUUCAAUGGUAUCGGUUUACCUUGGAAUACAACAAUGCCAUCUACAGGCCCCACACUGCCUACAAGUCCCUCAAAAGCACACUUAGAAGACAAUCACCGUUUAUCGUUGCCUCCAGUCAAAAGUUGCAGUGUUUCAGUCUUCUGUGAGUUAUAUGGCCUUAGUAAAAGCAUUCAGAAUGGGUUGGAACGGCUUGGUUUCAAAGUAGGUGAUGAUUUGGAUAGCAUCAAUGAGAACUAG